CUUAAUUUGUUACUAGAAAGCUCCUCCAUCCAAUCGACUAACUAUGUGCGUCCUAUUAUUUAACAGCGAAGCAUCGGCGUUGGCUUUCUUCAGUACUAAUCCUAGUGACAGGCAGCGCUCCCGAAAUUUGCACCAGCAAAGGAUACAGAGAAUCCCGGCUCCGGCGACGAGGAUGGCGGAGGAGAAGCUUUACCCGAAAGUGAGUUGGGAGUACGAGAAUGCGGUGGCGAAAUGCAAGCGGAAGCUCAGAGGCCUCGUCGCCGAGAAGCACUGUGCUCCAAUCGUCCUCCGAUUAGCAUGGCACUCUGCUGGAACGUUCGAUGUUGAGACGAAGACGGGCGGGCCGUUUGGGACAAUCAGGCAUGGGGAGGAGCUAGCCCACGAAGCCAAUAGUGGGCUGGACAUAGCAGUUUGGCUUUUAGAGCCCAUCAAGGCCCAGUUCCCCAUCUUGACCUACGCUGACUUCUACCAGUUGGCCGGAGUUGUGGCCGUCGAGAUCACCGGAGGGCCAGAGGGCAGAGAUUCCGUUCCAUCCCGGAAGACCAGUUUGUGACUUGCCCCUAACUGAAUUUGCGUUUUGAAGGAAAAAAUCUAGUUUGAGAUUUUACACGUUGUUAUGAUAUGUUAUGUUGCUAUCAGGAUAAAUCUGAACCCCCACCAGAGGGACGCUUGCCUCAGGCUACUCAAGGUAAUUAAUUGUCUUUCAUUUACAGUAAAAUUAUGUUUUCUUA
Linum trigynum is the source of this 731-nucleotide messenger RNA. Lineage: Eukaryota; Viridiplantae; Streptophyta; Magnoliopsida; Malpighiales; Linaceae. The record is from the annotation of a GenBank genome assembly.